Messenger RNA from Tinamus guttatus (white-throated tinamou), 468 nucleotides. The record is from RefSeq and is a predicted model, not a curated record. Lineage: Eukaryota; Metazoa; Chordata; Aves; Tinamiformes; Tinamidae.
AUGGAUCGUGCAGUAGCUGAAAUUGAGAAGAAGGUUAUGGAAGCUUUUGAAGUGUUUGACCAUGAAUGCAAUAAAACUGUGGAUGUCAGAGAGAUUGGUUCAAUUGUCAGGUCACUGGGUUGCUACCCGACUGAGGCACAGCUACAUGAACUGAUUGCAGAGGUAGAAGAAGAAGAACCAACUGGAUAUAUUCAUUUGCAAAAAUUUCUUCCAGUGAUGACAAGAGUACUAGUUGAAAAAAGCUACCAGCCUACUCCAGAAGAUGUUCUUCUACAUGCAUUUGAGGCUUUAGAUGUGAAUAAAUGUGGAUAUCUUACCAAAGAGGAGCUGGUAAAAUAUAUGACUGAAGAAGGUGAGCCCUUUACUCAGGAAGAAAUGGAGGACAUGCUCUCUGCUGCUCUAGAUCCAGAAACAAAUACUAUGCGCUACAAAGACUACAUUACAUUGAUGAUAGUAGAUGAUGCUUAA